CCCGCUCUUCAGUUCGGUCCGAGUUCCCAAGCCGAUCAGAUCGGAUCGCAGCCAUGCCGAACAUCGCAGUUAUCGGGGCCGGGGUGAACGGCGUCGCCAGUGCCAUCAAGAUACUGGAGCACUACGUAAGCGAGGGGAAGAGGCCGACCAGGGUGACCAUUAUUUCGGAGGACUUCACGCCCAACACAACGGGAGAUGGGUCAGCGGGACUCUGGGGACCCUACCUGCUGGGCGGCACUGCGCAGUCGAAGGUCUACAAGUGGUCGAAGAGUAUGCACCAGUUUCUGGAGGAGAUCUGGCUGAGUGAGGACGCCGGAGAGGCUGGGGUCUGCCUGCUGCCCUGCAUUCGUCUGAGCACCUCCACGGUGGACACCGUCGAAGACUUCUGGCGCGACAUUGUCUAUGGAGCUCAGGAUCUGUCCGAGGAACAGCUGGCUGCCUACAAUCGAGGACGCAGCGUAAAGUUCACGUCAGGAUUGUCCUUCGUUACCUACACCUCGGAGCCCGUUAAGCUGCUCCCGUACUUGAUGAAGCGGUUCGCCCGCAGCGGCGGUGCAGUCGUCCGUAGUAGGAUUACCGACCUGGAGGCUUUCAUCGCCGACUCCGAGUACGAUGUGGUGGUCAACUGCUCCGGCUUGGGCUCCCGCACUCUCCUGAACGACGACCACAUGUACGCAGUGCGCGGGCAGGUGUCCCGCGUGAAGGCAAACUGGAUUUUCUCGGCCGUUUUGGACGAGAGCGACGAUGGAAACUACAUCAUUCCGAACACCGAGAGCGUCGUCCUGGGCGGAACUCACCAGGAGCGGGACUACAACACUCAGGUCUGCCAGCAGGACAAGCGGCUGAUUGUGGGUGGCUGUCGGCGGUUUGUCCCGGGUCUGGCGCACACGGACACCCUCUUCGACUGGGUGGGUCUGCGGCCGGGUCGCACUCAACUCCGGCUGGAGGCCGAGCGCCGCGGCCGAAAGCUCCUCAUCCACAACUACGGACACGGCGGCAGCGGGGUCACUUUGUGCUGGGGCUGCGCGGACGAUGUCCUAGAAAUCCUAUUGGCAUCCCAGAACUGUUCCAAGUUGUAGUCCGCAUUAGGGAUGGGUAGCUGAGUUUACUUACAAAAUAAAGAAUCGUCUCUUUACUUUACCUAGAUUUACCCUACCUACCUUAUACAAGUAUCAUAGUUCGUUACUUAUCAAAAUGUUUUCUUUGCCAGAAAUAAUUGACAGGAAGAAUAAAAACGAACUGCAACUUCGAGUGAUAUGCAAAUAUUACAAAUUG
Molecule: messenger RNA, 1275 nt
Organism: Drosophila gunungcola (fruit fly)
Lineage: Eukaryota; Metazoa; Arthropoda; Insecta; Diptera; Drosophilidae
Gene: Daao2
Product: D-aspartate oxidase
Exons: 4
Coding region: 54-1079 (341 amino acids)
Molecular function (GO): FAD binding; D-amino-acid oxidase activity
Source: RefSeq, a predicted model, not a curated record